Messenger RNA from Helobdella robusta, 324 nucleotides. RefSeq lists its product as hypothetical. The transcript has a single exon. NCBI's taxonomy places the organism in Eukaryota, Metazoa, Annelida, Clitellata, Rhynchobdellida, Glossiphoniidae. The coding region runs from base 1 to 324 and encodes 107 amino acids. The record is from RefSeq and is a predicted model, not a curated record.
AUGGUCGGGACUGGCGUAAUAAUCUUAACAGUAUUGUGGUUGACAGCCCUAAUCAUUUGGCUGUUCGCCGUCCGUAUCGGAGGGAAAGUUGCAUUUGCUGCCGUCGGUACAUUUUUCCUGGCCCUGAUAGUCACAAUAACAUUAUGGUUGAUGCCUAAAGGCCCUCUCCCUGAAGAUAAUCCGGACAUUAGUUACGAUACUUCAUACGCAGGCCGAGUUGUACUGUUGUUCUUCUGUUGGCUGAUGGCCGUCUUAGGACUUGUUACAGUAGCGCUGAUUCAAUUGUUUCAACAGCAUCAAGCUGUGUCAAUAAAAACGUUUUAG